AUGUUUCAUCCCUUGGUAUUACUGUUAGUAGUAAUUAAAUAUACUUCGGCAUUUGAGGAUUCCAAUCCUGUCGUUUCCAUGUCAAGUGGAGAAGUUCAGGGUAUACUAGGAAGGACUGUAAAUAGGUAUGUUGAGUAUUAUUCAUUCAAGGGAAUUCCGUUCGCUGAAAAACCCAUUGGAAAAUUGAGGUUUGAGCCUCCAGUAAAAAAUCUUCCCUGGGAAGGCGUGCUUGAUGCAUCUCAAGAUAAAGAUGAAUGCACCCAGUUCAAUAGUGAAGGAACGGCAAUAGUGGGUUCUGAAGAUUGCCUUUAUCUUUCAGUUUAUACUACAAAUAACCCAACAGGAAGUAAUAAUAAAUUACUGCCAGUCAUGAUAUAUAUUAGCGGAGGAUAUUUUCAACGUGGAUCAUCAAAAUACGAAGACUAUCCGCCAGACUAUUUCCUAGAAAAAGGAGUUAUAUAUGUAGGAAUGAAUUACAGGCUUGGAAUAUUUGGAUUUCUUUGUACCGAAGAUAUGGUAGUUCCUGGCAACGUAGGAUUAAAAGACCAAAUUUUGGCUAUCCAAUGGGUUAGGGAAAAUAUAAAAUAUUUUGGUGGAGAUCCAGAUAGAAUAACGGUAUUUGGACAGAGUGCAGGCGCGGUUUCCGUUUCUUAUCUACUACAGAGUCGCCUAACCAAAGGUUUUUUCAAACAGGCAAUUAUGCAAAGCGGAACCAGCUUGUGUGUAUGGGCUCUCAAUUCAAGCCCACGAGAACAAGCAUUUAAAGUAGGCCAAUUAUUACAAAUAAAUGCAACUGAUACCAAGACUUUAGUGGAUAAUUUAAGAAAAGUUGAUUAUAUGGCUUUAAAAACGGCAGAGUUUCAGAUCACUAAUAGGGAAACGGUUGAACACUUUAUAAGAGGGCUUCCAUUUGGAGUUGCUCACGAGCCUGAUUAUCCAGGAGCAGUGUUUUCAAUAAGAAGCAAAAGUCAUUUACAAUUAACCAAGAAGGAGUUUCCAAAAAUUCCAAUUUUAUUAGGUUUUACUUCUAACGAAGCUGCUCUGUAUACUGAUCAAAUACAAUUUUUUAAUAGUACAUUGGCGUCUUAUGAUGCUAAUGUCUCAAAAAUUGCACCCACGGGUAUUGUAAAAGAUUCUACCAAAAGGGAAUUGGCAGGAAGAAAAAUUAAAAACCACUAUUUUGGUAAUGAGACUAUUGUCAGUCAACCGACAAAAUUUAUAGAGUUCUUUACUAUAGAUGGUUUUAAAAGACCAAUCAGAGAAUCUGCUCGUUUAUUCAAAGCUGUCAAAAAUUCAAGAAUCUUUUUUUAUCAGUUUGGUUAUAUUGGAAAUUUGGGCACUUCGAAUCGAAACUACAAAGGUGAAAUAGUUAUUUCCAAAUUGGAUAACCAGAAUUAUUAUUAA
Messenger RNA from Ceutorhynchus assimilis (cabbage seed weevil), 1404 nucleotides. The record is from the annotation of a GenBank genome assembly. Lineage: Eukaryota; Metazoa; Arthropoda; Insecta; Coleoptera; Curculionidae.